Molecule: messenger RNA, 690 nt
Organism: Parnassius mnemosyne (clouded apollo)
Lineage: Eukaryota; Metazoa; Arthropoda; Insecta; Lepidoptera; Papilionidae
Source: the annotation of a GenBank genome assembly
AUGUUUUCACCGCAAUUUCUUGCGGCUUUCGCCUUACUGGCAGCCGUAACCGCAUUACCGGUUUCCGACAAUCCACCUUUAUUCCCGCAACCCAUCACAACAAUCGGUGAUGAUAUGGAAGAUUUUUCAUCGUGGUUUAGAGGACCGUGGGACAGCUUGUUCAGUUCCGUAUGGAAGCUAAUUCCAAGUUUCGCCGAUAUUGGUCCAAAGAUCCUAGCUGAUAACGACAAGUUCGAGGUCGUUGUUAAUGUCAAAAACUACAAGAAGGACGAUCUAAAAGUGAAACUCAAAGACGACUUCAUCUUCGUCCAAGGGUCACACGAAGCGACUCACGACGACAAGGAUGUGUUCGCCAGCCAGUUCUUCCACACCUACUCCUUACCGGUCAACGCUAGUGCUGCUGACGUCACAGCGACGAUCUACAGUGAUGGCUUCCUAGUCGUUACUGCGCCGUUGAAUGGAGCCGGUGACAAGGAUUCUGUCGACAAGGAGGUGAUAAUCACUGACGCUGGAGUGCCGUAUAACAAAGAAGAAACACCAAACGUGGAAAAGACCGGUGAACCGACUCCAACAGCGCUAGCGGCAGCUGAUAUCGAGGGAGAAAAGAAGGAACAGACAACCCCAUCGGAUCGCGUAGACGCAACCGAAAAAGAUAACGUCAUUCCCCACGGAAACGAAAUCCAACCCUAA